AUGACGGAAGAAAUUAAUAUCGAUACUGCUACUUUGGAGCAAUUAAGAGAUGUUUUGACUAAUAAGUCUGGUGACGUCAAGUUGGCCAACAGGUUCAGAGCGUUAUUCAAUUUGAAAUGCGUUGGAGCCGAAUCCGAGAACCAAGACGAGGUCCAUAAGGCUAUUGACUACAUAGCUGAAUCAUUCAAGGACGAUUCUGAGUUGUUAAAGCACGAAGUUGCAUAUGUUUUAGGUCAAACAAAGAAUUUACACGCAGCCCAGUACUUGAGAAGUGUAUUGGAGAAUAACAACCAGCAAAUUAUGGUUAGACACGAAGCAGCUGAAGCCUUGGGUGCUUUAGGUGACAAGGAUUCUUUGGCCUUGUUGGAAGACUAUUUUAAGAAUGAUCCAUCGAUAGAAAUCAAGCAAACCUGUGAAUUGGCUAUUGAAAGAAUUAGAUGGGAAAAUUCCGAAAAGGCCAAAGCAGAAAACUUGGAGACCUCCUUGUAUACAUCUAUUGAUCCGGCGCCACCUAUGCCAUCUGAUCAAGAAUCUAAAGUUGAAAAAUUACAGAAGAUAUUGAACAAUCAAGAUGAGCCAUUGUUUGAAAGAUACAGAGCUAUGUUCAGAUUGAGAGACAUGGGCACUGAUGAAGCCUGUCUUGCCUUGGCUUCGGGUCUUGAUGACGAUCCAUCUGCUUUGUUCAAGCACGAAAUUGCUUAUGUUUUUGGUCAAUUAUGUAACCCUGUCACAGUUCCAGCUUUGAUAAAAACGUUGAAAGAUGAGAGAGAAGCCGCAAUGGUUAGACACGAAGCUGCUGAGGCUUUGGGCUCCAUUGCUACCGAUGAGUGUUUACCUGUAUUACAAUCAUUCUUGAACGAUAAAGAUCAAGUUGUAAGAGAUUCAGCUGUUGUUGCCUUGGAUAUGUACGAAUAUGAAAACUCUACCGAAAUUUAA
This is a messenger RNA of Debaryomyces hansenii CBS767, 936 nucleotides long. RefSeq names its product deoxyhypusine monooxygenase. Gene Ontology annotation, biological process: peptidyl-hypusine biosynthetic process. Lineage: Eukaryota; Fungi; Ascomycota; Pichiomycetes; Serinales; Debaryomycetaceae. The record is from RefSeq and is a predicted model, not a curated record. Gene Ontology annotation, molecular function: deoxyhypusine monooxygenase activity. Bases 1 to 936 code for a protein of 311 amino acids. The transcript has a single exon.